CGCGGCCGCUCAGCCUCACUCGCGGGCAUGACAGUGGGGUGGGGAUCGACCCGCCCGCGCUGGGGUGGGGAGCGAGGCAGGUCCCAGGAUUCUGGGUCCCGACUCCUGUCCUGCCUGGCCCACAGACUGCGAGAGGACCCAGGCGUCCGGACUCCCCGUGCCAGCGCCAUGAGGCCGCUCCUCGCCUUGCUGCUCCUGGGCCUGGCGUUCGGCUCGCCCCCGCUAGACGACAACAAGAUUCCCAGCCUGUGCCCGGGGCACCCCGGCCUUCCGGGCACGCCGGGCCACCAUGGCAGCCAGGGCCUGCCUGGCCGCGACGGCCGCGACGGCCGGGACGGCGCGCCCGGGGCGCCCGGGGAGAAAGGCGAGGGCGGGAGGCCAGGACUGCCGGGGCCUCGCGGAGAGCCCGGGCCGCGAGGAGAGGCCGGACCCGUGGGGGCGACCGGGCCGGCGGGGGAGUGCUCGGUGCCCCCGCGCUCCGCCUUCAGCGCCAAGCGCUCGGAGAGCCGGGUGCCUCCGCCGUCGGACGCGCCCCUACCCUUCGACCGCGUGCUGGUGAACGAGCAGGGACAUUACGACGCCACCACCGGCAAGUUCACCUGCCAGGUGCCCGGAGUCUACUACUUCGCGGUCCACGCCACCGUCUACCGGGCUAGCCUGCAGUUCGAUCUGGUCAAGAAUGGCGAGUCCAUCGCCUCUUUCUUCCAGUUUUUUGGGGGGUGGCCCAAGCCAGCCUCGCUCUCCGGGGGCGCCAUGGUGAGGCUGGAGCCGGAGGACCAGGUGUGGGUCCAGGUGGGCGUGGGUGACUACAUCGGCAUCUACGCCAGCAUCAAGACGGACAGCACCUUCUCUGGAUUCCUGGUGUACUCUGACUGGCACAGCUCCCCCGUCUUCGCUUGAUGCCCACUGGACAGUGAGCUCAAGCACUCUCACUCCUAGGGAAGGAGGGUGUGACAGUGACAGCCACAUCAUCCGGGAGGGCUGGCCCCCCUGGACAGUUGUGAAUGACUACAGAGGUGGGGUGGGGUCUUCCCAGUCCUGCUGCUGGCAGGGAAUGGGGACAGAGGCUCUGAGAACAGCGCUGGCAGCAUAGGACAGUGGCUGGAUUCCUGCCCAAGACCAAAGGAGUGCCCUGUGCUGCCAGGUGUGAGUCCUUCAGUUGCUCUGCCCAGGACCCCAAGGUGGGGUGCUCUCUUCCUGGUCCUCUGCUUCUCUGGGUCCUCCCUUGUCUUUCCUACCCUGGGCCCUUCUCUCAGAGACCAUUCAAUAAACCUAAAAAACCCUC
Diceros bicornis minor is the source of this 1285-nucleotide messenger RNA. It is a transcript of the gene C1QTNF5, whose product is annotated as C1q and TNF related 5. The record is from RefSeq and is a predicted model, not a curated record. Gene Ontology annotation, molecular function: protein binding. The coding region runs from base 28 to 900 and encodes 290 amino acids. The transcript is spliced from 2 exons. NCBI's taxonomy places the organism in Eukaryota, Metazoa, Chordata, Mammalia, Perissodactyla, Rhinocerotidae.